Gamsiella multidivaricata is the source of this 695-nucleotide messenger RNA. RefSeq lists its product as uncharacterized. The record is from RefSeq and is a predicted model, not a curated record. The transcript has 2 exons. Lineage: Eukaryota; Fungi; Mortierellomycota; Mortierellomycetes; Mortierellales; Mortierellaceae. The coding region runs from base 41 to 235 and encodes 64 amino acids.
CUGUGCAAGUAGGGACACAGGACAGGAGGAGUCGUGCUUGAUGUGGAGCUACUACCGACGGCGGAGGGAUGGCCAAUUAGUGUACCAGCUGCACGAACAACCGCCAACAAGGUUCGGUGGUGUGCGCAGGAUACAGACAAUAGAACACAAUACAAUACAAUACAAUACAAUACAAAGCAAUACAAAGCAGUACAACACAAUACGAUACAAUACGAUACAAUGGAAUAGAAAAUAGGGAAGAAAGGUCUCUCAAAAGUGUUGGAAUAAAGAAAGAGAAGGAUGGUGUGGUAUACUGCGAGAAGGCGAGGAUGCACAGAGCGAGAGCAAUGCGCUGUACGCUUAUUCUCAAUGUCGGUUGCGAUGAUCCCGCCAAAAUUCAUUAUGGGCUGCUCGCAUAAUAUAAUGAAGGAGAUUGAAUAGGACACAAAAAAACUCUAUUCAUUCGCCAUUGUAACCAUUGUAGCCACUUGUAAGGAAUCAUAGAAUCAAUUGUGCAUUUGUACUCUAUCAGAGUACAACAGCGACCAAGGUCAAAAAAGGGGAGGAGAGAAGGGGGGAGAGCGGAAAUUUGGAGGCAAAACGUCCAAAGGGGACGAACGUCAGCAGAAAGGACAUGAACCCCAUUCCAAAGUACAUACUCAUCAAAAUGCUUCCUUGAGGAACAAAAACGGAGGCAAACGAGGUCGUGGCCAAAG